This is a messenger RNA of Raphanus sativus (radish), 1422 nucleotides long. RefSeq lists its product as uncharacterized. The record is from RefSeq and is a predicted model, not a curated record. NCBI's taxonomy places the organism in Eukaryota, Viridiplantae, Streptophyta, Magnoliopsida, Brassicales, Brassicaceae. The transcript is spliced from 2 exons. The coding region runs from base 210 to 1166 and encodes 318 amino acids.
GAUAUAAGUGUUUUUUUUUUGCUAAACAAAUGAUAUAAGUGUUCUAACCGUUCUGCGAUUCGCCGAUGAGUUUCAAUUUCUCGAAUUUCAUAUUGAAGUUUGCGCCUUUGAUCUUAAUCCGAAAGAUAAUUCAAGAUUCUUACUCGUUAAUCGAAGACUGUAAAAGUGAUAUAAGCUAAUUCACUAACAGAUAGUUGAAACUUACUUCAAUGGCAAGCCAAGGAAUAGUGUCUCUUACAAAGUCUCUAUGCAUUUUGACUCCAAGAGUCCGCCUCAAGAACCCAAAGACGAUGCAGAAUCUAAAGACACGGUCUUGUCAUCUUUGUGUCUGUUGUUCAAAGCUCUCUCAAUGGGAACAAUCACCUUUUAUACAUGAUUCUACAGAAGAAGCUAGUGGUGUGGUAUUAGAAAAAAACAAGAAUGUGUUCGAGUCUAUUGUAUCCGACAUUGAAGAUGAUGACAAAGUAGUUCCAACGCAGCUUCUUAAAUGGCCAUUAUGGCUUUUAGGUCCAUCUGUUCUACUCACAAGCGGUAUGGCAUCUACUUUAUGGCUUCCAUUAUCAUCGGUUUACAUCGGUUCCAAAGUGGUUAGUGUGCUUUCAUUGAUCGGUUUAGAUUGCAUUUUCAACCUCGGAGCAAUACUUUUCUUGUUAAUGGCUGAUUCUUGCGCACGUCCUAAAGACCCAUCGCAAUCCUGCAAAAGCCAACCACCGUUUAGCUACAAGUUCUGGAAUGUUUUUGCACUGGUAACCGGGUUUCUCGUCCCAACGCUACUUCUCUUAGGAUCCCAAACCGGUUUACUCGCUUCUCUCCAACCCGAGCUUCCUUUCUUGUCUGUGGCUGUUCUCCUCUUCCCGUACUUCAUCCUCCUCGCGGUUCAGACACUAACAGAGAUCCUCACGUGGAACUGGCAAUCACCGGUUUGGUUAGUGACACCAGUUGUCUACGAGGCUUACCGGGUUUUGCAACUGAUGAGAGGGUUGAAACUAAGUGCAGAGGUUAAUGCACCGGUUUGGGUGGUUCAUAUGAUUCGUGGGCUUGUCUCUUGGUGGGUAUUGAUCUUGGGGAUGCAACUCAUGAGAGUUGCUUGGUUUGCUGGUUUUGCAUCUAGAACAACAACAACAACGACGACUCAGCAACCAGAAUCAUCUGUUGCUUCUAAGUAAAGAUAGAUAUAGAUGUUUCUUUCGUUUACCUUUAAAGCCAGUCCUAUCAUGAAACUUUUUUCUGUAACUAGUGUAUGUACUAUAUAUCUAUUAUUUUUUGGUGAUCACAACAAAAAAAUUGUGUAUAUUCAUAUUAUAAGUUUUGCACAUUCUAUAUAAUGCAUAUUUCAUAAAAGUCUAUAUCUGUGGAAGUUCUUUUAUAGCAAGGGUUUUGUAUGCAAGAAAAUAGUUGUGUAAUGUUUUUUUUUUGGGACCA